AUGCCACCUGCCAGUCUGCUCCUGCAUCUCUGCCAGCAUGCCACCUGCCAGUCUGCUCCUGCACCUCUGCCAGCAUGCCACCUGCCAGUCUGCUCCUGCACCUCUGCCAGCAUGCCACCUGCCAGUCUGCUCCUGCACCUCUGCCACAUGCCACCUGCCAGUCUGCUCCUGCACCUCUGCCAGCAUGCCACCUGCCAGUCUGCUCCUGCACCUCUGCCAGCAUGCCACCUGCCAGUCUGCUCCUGCACCUCUGCCAGUGUGCCACCUGCCAGUCUACUCCUGCAUCUCUGCCAGCAUGCCACCUGCCAGUCUGCUCCUGCAUCUCUGCCAGCAUGCCACCUGCCAGUCUGC
Messenger RNA from Staurois parvus, 351 nucleotides. NCBI's taxonomy places the organism in Eukaryota, Metazoa, Chordata, Amphibia, Anura, Ranidae. The record is from the annotation of a GenBank genome assembly.